Messenger RNA from Diuraphis noxia (Russian wheat aphid), 1200 nucleotides. RefSeq lists its product as uncharacterized. NCBI's taxonomy places the organism in Eukaryota, Metazoa, Arthropoda, Insecta, Hemiptera, Aphididae. The record is from RefSeq and is a predicted model, not a curated record. Gene Ontology annotation, biological process: DNA integration. Gene Ontology annotation, molecular function: nucleic acid binding; protein dimerization activity.
AUGAUAGCAUUGAAGAAUGGUAUGGAGAUACCGACCAAAAGCAGACUCAGAUCGCUAUGCCCGUUUAUUGAAAACGGACUGAUAUUAGUAGGUGGACGCUUACAAAACGCAACUGUGUCAAAGGAGCAAAAAAAUCCAAUAGUUCUACCACCUGAUCAUGUAAUCACAAGAUUAAUAUACAAGGACUGCCAUCAUAAAAUGCUGCAUUGUGGUCCGCAGGCGCUCCUAGCAGAAGUCAGAAGAACAUAUUGGCCAACACGAGGCAGAGCCAUUGCACGCUCAGUCGUUCGACAKUGCGUYAUAUGCAAAAGAGCAAGUCCCACGUUUGACCAGCCAAUAAUGGGGUCGCUUCCGAAGCAACGCGUUCAGCAUUCUCGCCCAUUCACAGCUACUGGUGUCGACUUUGCCGGGCCACUGAUCAUCAGAAGUGGAAUUCGUGGAAGGCCGGGCAAAAAGGCAUGGAUCGCAAUAUUUGUAUGCUUCUCGACGAGAGCAGUCCACAUUGAGGCAGUGGAGGAUUUAACUACCAACGYGUUCUUAGCAGMGUUUARAAGAUUUAUAUCCAGAAGAGGAAAGCCAAACAUCGUCUGGAGUGAUAAUGGAACGAAUUUUGUUGGAGCACGCAAAGAGCUGGCUGUAUAUGUUAGUAAGGUGGAUGGUUGUCUAGCAUCAGAAGCAAUAACUUGGAAGUUUAAUCCACCGGCAUCGCCGCAUUUUGGCGGAGUAUGGGAAAGCGCAGUGAAAAGUGCCAAAUUCCACCUCACGAGAGUGGUAAGGGGCAUGUCUUUAACCUWAAGUGAAUUGCAAACAUUAUUAUGCCARAUAGAGGCAUGCAUGAAUUGUCGGCCCCUCACGCCCAUGAGCAGCGACCCCAAUGACUUAGAACCAAUCACUCCUGCGCAUUUCUUAAUAGGAGGCCCGUUGAUGUUCCAUCCAGAGCCAGUGAUUGAAGCGAGGGAGAUUACAGCGUUGAAGAGAUGGAAGCUAGUUCAAGGCUUGCUUCAAAACUUCUGGAACAGGUGGUACGCUGAGUAUAUUCCACAACUAMAAAUACGCCAAAAGUGGACGUCAGGUACGAGAGCACUAGCCGUAAAUGAUGUGGUAAUUGUCAAGGAGGACAACUUAGCACCUACAAGAUGGAAGUUAGCACGUGUUGUGAGGGUUCAUCAUGGUAGGGACGACGUCGUCCGGGUAGCAACG